Molecule: messenger RNA, 1731 nt
Organism: Homarus americanus (American lobster)
Lineage: Eukaryota; Metazoa; Arthropoda; Malacostraca; Decapoda; Nephropidae
Exons: 8
Coding region: 96-1415 (439 amino acids)
Cellular component (GO): chitin-based extracellular matrix
Molecular function (GO): structural constituent of chitin-based larval cuticle
Source: RefSeq, a predicted model, not a curated record
CAUCAGGUCUCGGCUCUGUGUGUGUGUGACUAACAAGGAGUCUCCCGGCGACCCCACGACUCAUCACUCCUUCACCGCCUUCGUCAACGUCUGCAAUGAGGAUAUUAGGCCUCUGUUUCAUAACGCUUCUGGGGCUGGCCUUGGCUUCGUCUCAGAAAAAGGACAACUAUGACUUCGGCUUCAACGCUGGCUCACACUUCCGCCAGGAAGAGAAGGGUGCUGAUGGUAUGACGAGGGGAGAGUAUGGGUUCCGUACCCCAGAUGGUUGCAUGCACAUUGUCAGCUACGAGGCUGAUCAAGUCGGCGGCUACCGGGUCCUCGGUUCCUCUAAGAGAGACUGUGUUUAUGCAGUAACUCGUCGACCAAUUAUUACAACCAGACGACCAAUCACGACUACCAGACGACCAAUCACGACUACCAGACGACCAAUCACGACUACCAGACGACCAAUCAAGACUACCAGACGACCAAUCACGACUACCAGACGACCAAUCACGACUACCAGACGAGCAAUCACGACUACCAGACGACCAAUCACGACUACCAGACGACCAAUCACGACAACCAGACGACCAUUCACAACUAGACGACCGCCGACUACCAGACGACCACUUACGACACCUUUCAUAAGCUUCAUCCCAGUCACCAGCCCGAGACCCCGUGACCCGCUCUUGGUGCCCGAGGUGCCACUGGUCGUAGACAACACCAUCGUAGUCGAUAACUCCCAGGGAAGGCAGCUCAGUUCCCCCAACCAGACCACCCAGCGGCCCACAGUCACCACCACCACUGCCAAGCCAGAGAAGAAACCUGAACCCCUCUACUCCUUUGGCUUCACAACCCCAACUCACGGGCACACUGAGACAGGCCUCCCCGAUGGCUCCAAGAAAGGAGAGUAUUACUGGGACGCCCCCGAUGGAUGGCGACGCAUCGUGACCUACGAAGCCAACGAGCGAGGAUUUUUCCCCAAGAUGCGGCGUGUGAGGAUCCCCACCACCACCCCCGUCCCUCCUUCAACCACUACUGAAGAAGGGCCCAUAGACAACCCUAAGCUGGGCAAGGAUCUGGAUGAUGAUAUUCCCACCCCUCGAGGCGGCUGUCCCUACUACUUCUACUACAACACCAGGAUCAACUACCACUGGGAACACUGCUACAUGAACAAUACUAAGGUGGGAGAAUUUGGCAACCUGGGAUCAGACGGUUACGCCCACAAGAACGCUUACUAUGCAGAUGCCACCGGCUUCCAUCCCACACUGAGCAGGACGCCCCUCAAUGAAGACCAGAAGAACGUUGUGGCCGACUACACCGAAGGCGUCUUCAUCGUACCUAAGCCUGACGAGGAGCGGCGAGAGACAGAGAAGAGGAUCUUGGCGUGGCUGGCGGAGAACAGGGAACGCAUCCAGAAUCCUCUCCGGUGAACCUUGCCUCUUGCUGUCACCUCAUACCCACACACCUUUUUACAACACAGCUAACCAGAUGCCAGGAUGGUCCUCAAUACAUUGUUAGUUUGUCUCUAAUGUACAGUAUAGAGGACCAUACGGCAUUUUUUCCCCCUUAUGUUGAUUGUCCUGACCUGCCUGUGAUCUAGGGACACUGUUAUGAGUAAGACCUUGUUAGCAACAGCACCUACAUCACCACAGACCACGUACAGUACAGUACUGUAUCGCCUCAGAGAUUUAACGACUAUAUCUUUACAUAAAUUGUUUUGUGUAAAUAUAUUCCUGCCCACCUUCA